Molecule: messenger RNA, 1026 nt
Organism: Dibothriocephalus latus
Lineage: Eukaryota; Metazoa; Platyhelminthes; Cestoda; Diphyllobothriidea; Diphyllobothriidae
Source: the annotation of a GenBank genome assembly
AUGAUCUUUGCCGCACAACAGCUGCAGGAGAAGUGCCAGGAGAUGCGGGAUCACCUCUACACAACUUUUGUAGACCUGACAAAAGCCUUCGACACGGUGAACCGCCCUGGACUUUGGAAAGUUAUGCAGAAGUUCGGCUGUCCGAAGCACUUUACCCAUAUGGUACGUCAGCUCCAUGACGGGAUGAAGGCGCGCGUCACGGAAUACGGGACGGUGUCUGAAGCCUUCGCAGUGACAAAUGGAGUGAAGCAGGGCUGUGUCCUCGCGCCUACCCUAUUCAGUCUCAUGUGCCCUGCCAUGCUGACGGACGCCUGUCGUGACGAGCGUCCCGCGAUCCGCAUCAAGUACAGAACGGAUGGAUACCUUCUCAACUCCAUGAUCUGCACUCUCAACACCACAACAGAAGCGGACAUGCAAAGGAGUAUGGACCUCUUCGCUGCAGGCUGCGCCAACUUUGGUCCCAUUAUUAACACGGAGAAAACGGUGGUCAUGCAUCAACCGCCGCCCGGCACUAAUCCCAAUGCCCUACAUACCCACGUCAACGGCCCCGUGUUCAAGAAUGUGGACAACUUUGUCAAUCUCGGCAGCACGCUAUCUCGCAACACUCAAAUAGACGACGAGGUUGCUCGCAGGAUCUCCAAAGCCAGCCAAGCCUCCAGGGACAAGGCUGUCGUACUCACAACACUUGUGUACGGAGCGGAGACCUGGACUGUCUACGCCGGCCAAGCGCGGAAGCUCAACCACUUUCACGAGAGGAUCCCGAACACGGAAGUCCUGGAGAGAACGGGAGUUAUCAGCAUCCAAGCCAUGCUCGGGCAGAUACAACUGCGCUGGAGCGGUCACGUGGUAAGGAUGGACGAUCGACGACUACCCAAACGACAGUUAUAUGGAAAUGUUGCUGUCGGUGCUCGUGGCAAAGGAGGACAAAAGAGGCGCUACCAGGACACUCUGAAGAACUCAUUGAAGCGUCUCCAAAUCAACACAGUGAACCGGGAGGACCUCGCGCAAGACAGAUCUGCGUGGUGA